Messenger RNA from Populus euphratica (Euphrates poplar), 1690 nucleotides. Its product is annotated as alpha/beta-Hydrolases superfamily protein. Gene Ontology annotation, cellular component: chloroplast envelope. The record is from RefSeq and is a predicted model, not a curated record. NCBI's taxonomy places the organism in Eukaryota, Viridiplantae, Streptophyta, Magnoliopsida, Malpighiales, Salicaceae. Gene Ontology annotation, molecular function: catalytic activity. The transcript has 6 exons. Bases 33 to 1511 code for a protein of 492 amino acids.
ACAAUAAGCCUGUAAUCUGUGGAGGGUCAGUCAUGAGUGGGAUAGUGUUUCACCAGCAGCAGUUGGUGUUUCUUUCCCAUCAUUUCAAUGAUGCGAAAUGUUGUUCAGUUCCAAGAAUUAAGGGGCAAAGAGUGAGCUUUCCUAAUUUGCAACAUGGAUAUGCUGCUUCUUGUGCAAAAUUUGUCAAGUUAUCUCCACAUGCUACAGUCAGUGGCUCUGGUGGUGCCCAAUAUUCUGAGCAGUGGCUGGAUGCUAGAACAAAGCAGAAAAGAGAGAAAAUUGCUGGUAUAGAUCAAGAUGAAUUAUUAGACCCUUCACUUUUAGCUGAUCCAGAUAGUUGUUUUUGUGAGUUUAGAGGGGUACAGAUACACCAUAAGGUAUAUGAUGCAGAAUCACAGGCAAAUAAUUCAUCUCAAAGCCACACUCUUUCUCAAGUUGCUCGUAAUAAUUCUUGGAAGCUUGGUCUUCCUAUGAUCUUGUUACAUGGUUUUGGAGCUUCUGUUUACUCAUGGAGUCGAGCUAUGAAGCCUUUGGCUGAGCUCACUGGCUCCAAAGUUCUUGCCUAUGACAGACCAGCUUUUGGAUUGACAUCCAGGGUGGAUGUUCCCACGCAUUUAUCAACUGGUACCAACGAUGCAAAACCAUUGAAUCCAUACUCCUUGUCAUUUUCAGUGCUUGCUACCUUGUACUUCAUUGAUUUCCUGGCAGCUGAGAAGAUAGUUCUUGUGGGGCACUCAGCUGGUUCUCUUGUAGCAAUUGAUUCAUAUUUCGAGGCUCCUGAAUGCAUUGCAGCUCUGAUUCUCAUUGCCCCAGCAAUACUUGCUCCACGUGCAGUUCAAAAGCUUGCGGGACAAGAUAAAGUUGGAAGAGAAAACCAGACUGAAGGGGACAUAUCAAAUUCAAAUAUGUUAGCAAAGCCAUUUAUCAAGAUUUUUGAGAUUUUAUUGAAGUUUAUUACAGGCAUUACUCAAGCAAUAGUGCAGAUGGCAAAGGGGAUGACAGAUAUGCUUAGCUCAAUAUAUAAGAAAGCAUUGUCAGCUAUUUUGCGCUCUGCCUUUGGUGUAAUGCUGAUAAGGAUGAUAAUCGAUAAGUUUGGUAGAGCAGCAGUGAGGAUUGCUUGGCAUGAUCCAAAUCAAGUGACUGAACAUGUUCUAAAUGGCUAUACAAAGCCUUUAAGGGCCAAGGGUUGGGACAAGGCUCUUGCAGAGUUCACUGCAGCAACACUCACAAAUGCCGAGUCUGAAUCAAAGCCAUCAAUGUCAAAAAGACUUAAUGAAAUCUCAUGUCCUGUUUUGAUCAUCACGGGUGACAAUGAUAAAAUUGUUCCAUCUUGGAAUGCCAAGGGACUUUCACAAGCUAUACCUGGUUCUUGUCUGGAAGUAAUUAAGAACUGUGGCCAUUUGCCACACGAAGAAAAAGUUGAAGAAUUUGUUUCAAUUGUUUAUAAGUUUCUGCACGGAGCUUUUGGUGAUCAGAAGGAACUAUCUUUGCAAGCAGGAGCAGUAGUUUAAAUUAUGACCCCCGACUUGCAUCCUUCUCUUAACUUGUAUGUAUUUGAAAGCUGUUAGUAGAACAGAUGAGAACACCUUGUGAAUUGUGUAAAAGUAGCUUUCUGAUAUGGUCUGAACUAUGAUUUUCUGUUGAUUUGAUGAAAUAGUAUUACACUUGAAAAAAGUAUUCAAUUGCUCAA